Mytilinidion resinicola is the source of this 1458-nucleotide messenger RNA. RefSeq lists its product as uncharacterized. Bases 1 to 1458 code for a protein of 485 amino acids. The record is from RefSeq and is a predicted model, not a curated record. Lineage: Eukaryota; Fungi; Ascomycota; Dothideomycetes; Mytilinidiales; Mytilinidiaceae. The transcript has a single exon. Gene Ontology annotation, molecular function: nucleic acid binding; RNA-DNA hybrid ribonuclease activity.
AUGGCUCAGAUGGCUGCACGUACGGAGAGCCUGCUCGACAAGCUCCCACACCUCCGGGAACUAGAGCAUGCGGUAAAGAAAACAACCAACCCGGUCGGAGCGCUUUGUUGCAUUUUUGAAGCCGGUGUGGACAAGCAGGCCACCAAUAUCGACCACUUCUUAGACGUGCUGGAGACGAUUGGGUGCGACUCCCCACUCUGGUCUGAAGUACAAGAAGAGAAAUGGGCAAGGGGCCUGACUGACCGAAGCUCCUCAACGGAAGGAACCAUUCUCGAUGGAUUAUCUUGCGCACUCAAGGACACCCAGCGCGAAAAUCCACUUCGUGACGAAUAUCGAGAGACAGACGCCGAACUCCUGGAGACUCUGAGGAGGACUCGCAACCGUCAACGCCAUGGAAAGAAGACUACCCCCGACAACUCUCUGCCUUCAUCCCCGAGACAACGCAAGCGCAAAAUUCAAGAACUCUGGCACGCGCUCCUCGACGAAGGGGACAUCGAAUACAUCCACGGCCUCCGUAAUUCCGAAACCUUCAAAAACGGGCUCACCAACAACGUCUUCAUCGACGAACACGCCACGAUCGCUAAAAAGCACGCUGUCAUCGGCAAGAACGUCUUUUGGACUGAUGCAUCGACCCAAAUCAACGGACUCUCAGCGGUAGCUGUCGCGUACAGCCCCGUUAACUCUCUUUAUCUUGCCACCACUCCCGCGAACGCCGGCUACGGCCACACUUCUGACUCCGCCGAAACAUACGGAGUUCUCUGCGCCCUCCACGUCGCUGAAAGCCUCCUCCGCCAGGACAACGAGUGGCGUGAGGCAAUGGGCUCAGACGUAUUGGUUAUACAGUGCGAUUCCCAGAACGCUCUGCGCCAAAUCGGAGCUUGUACUGCUGAGCAAGGCUCGCCGAUACGAUAUUUUAUCAAGAAGAUUGUGGAGGCCGUGUAUAGAAUAUACGAGCUUGGUUUAAAGGUGGAGUUUCGAUGGGUGCCAGGACACAAGGGGGUCACUGGCAACGAGGUCGCGGACAGAGCGGCAAAGAAUGCGAGGAUGCAGUAUGAGCAAGAGGCGAGUGCCCAAUCAGAGUACCUCCAAGCCCAGUACGCGCAUCUUCAAGGUCAAGUUAAGCAACUCCAAGGCCAGCACGAGUACCUCCAAGAGGCGAACGCACAGUACGAGUACCUCGAGGCUCAAUACGUGCAUGUUCAGGGUCAGGUCGAGUAUCUCAGAGAUCGGUACGUGCAUGUCCCAGAAGCAAGUGCCCGAUACGAGUAUCUUCAAGAUCAGUACGUGCAUGUCCAAGAUCGGAUUGAGGAUCUCCAAGUUCGGCAUGGGCGUCUCCAGGCUGCUAGCGAGGCUGCCGCUGUUGCACAAGCUGUUGCUGGACAAGCCGCUGUUCAGUGGCAUGUUCCGGGCACGUACUCUGUUUACGGGGAGCUGCAGAUGUUUUAUACUCAGUUUUGA